GGGGAGGAGAAGAGGAUGAAGGCGGCCAAGCAGCAGGUGACCCCGGCUGGGGAGAGCCCGGCUCCCGCCAGCCCCCUGCAGUCCGCGCUGAGCACGGCGGCCUCUCCUUCCCAGGCCUACGAGAUCUACAUCGACAACGGGCUCAUCUGCCUCAAACACAAGAUCAGGAACAUCGAGAAAAAGAAGCUCAAACUCGAAGAUUACAAAGAUCGUCUGAAGAAGGGGGAAGCCCUCAAUCAAGACCAAUUGGAGGCAGUAGAGAAAUAUGAUGAAGUAGUGCACAACCUGGAAUUUGCCAAGGAGCUUCACAAGACUUUUUCAGGGCUUAGCCAAGAUCUGCUGAAAGCACAGAAGAAGGCUCAGAGGAGAGAGAGCCUAUUGAAGCUGGAAGCAGAGAAGAAGAAGCUGCGUACAAUACUUCAAGUCCAGUAUGUGCUACAGAACUUCACUCAAGAGCAUGUUCAGAAAGAUUUCAAAGGUGGUAUGAAUGGUGCAAUAUACCUGCCUUCUAAAGAACUAGACUACCUCAUAAGAUUUGCAAAACUGACAUGUCCAGAAAGAAAUGAGAACUUGAGUGUUGAAGACCAGAUGGAGCAAUCAUCUCUCUACUUCUGGGACCUUCUAGAAGGAAGUGAGAAACCUGUGGUUGGAACAACAUAUAAACACAUGAAGGACCUGCUGUCCAAGCUUCUAGACUCUGGCUACUUCGAAAGUAUCCCAACUCCUCGCACCACUGUGCCAGUAAAAGAAUUGGAAGAAGUAAAUAGAAAACCUGAGAAAACAAGACAGCUGUCAAAAGGAGAGUCUGCCAAAGAAUCAGAAUCCAUUAUGGAGCUUAUGAAAUCUGAAAUACAGCCACAGGAGUUUCUCAACAGGCGUUAUUUGCCUGAAGCAGAAUACUCUGUCAAGAAGAAGCCAGAAGAGCCCAGAUCUUGGGAAGCUGAGUGUGCUAGAAAACAAGAACCUCCAAAGUCCUGGGAGAUGCUUGUUGAUGUUAAAGAGCAGGAACAGAAGCAGAAACAAGAGACCUUAAAGCCUUGGGAAGCUCGUGUUAGACAGCAAGAACUCAAGAGACCAGAUUCUCCAAAGCCUUGGGAAGCUCGUGGUAAAGAGGAGGAACAGAAGCGUGAGUCCGCAAAGCCCUGGGAGAGCCGUGUGGAGGAGGAACAACAGAAGAAGCCAGAAGCCCCAAAGGCAUGGGUAGCACGUGUCCAAGAGGAGCAGGAGUCUCCCAAACCUUGGGUAGCAAAGGUCAGGGAAGAGCAGGACCAGAAGAAACAGGAAUCACCUAAGCCAUGGGUAACAAAAGUUAGGGAAGAGCAGGAACAGAAAAAGCAGGAGUCCUCAAAACCUUGGGUAACCAAAGUUAAGGAAGAACCAGAAGAAAAGCAGGAAUCUCCAAAACCUUGGGUAACCCAAACUAGGGAGCAACCAGAACAAAAGAAGCCAGACCCUAUGAAAACAUGGGAAGUGCCUGUUAGGGAAGAGCCAGAGCAAAAGAAGCAGGAGCCUGUGAAGGCUUGGGCUGCACAUGUUAGGGAGGAGCCAGAACAAAAGAAGCAGGAGACUCGAGAGGCUUGGGAAAAAGCUGACAGGCAGCAGCAAGUGUCAUCUCCGCAGUUACAGAACCCUCCGAAGGCCUGGGCAGCUGCCAGUAUGGGGCCAAAGGAACAGAUGGGCCCAAAGAAGUUUGAUAUGGAACCCAAAGAAGUGCCUAAACCUGUACAUCAGCCAGCUGCAGAAUUUUGCUCUACUUCAACUCUUCCAAAAGAUCCAGUAUUGAGAAGGGAAAAGCUUCAGGAUCUGAUGACUCAGAUACAAGGGACUUACAACUUCAUGCAAGAGUCCAUUCUGGAUUUUGAUAAAGCUUCACCAAGUGCCAUUGGUUCAUCCCAACCUCCUUCAGUUACUCCAGCAAGUAGUCCUGUAGCUUCAAAAGAGCAGAAACUGCCAAGUCAGAGUGAUUUUCUUCAACAGCCCCUUCAAGCUGCUGCUUCAUCAAUGGUGCUGCAUGGUUCGAACACUUCCCUAGCAUCUGCUGAUCAUGCUCUUUCUGGCUCUGAAGCUGAAGACUUGGUGACACCACAGGCAUCAACAUCACUUUCUCAAGAGAAUGAGAAAUAUACUUCCCAGCCUCUGUAUCAGACAAGUUCACGUAUUUCUGAGCCACUGAUCCCUAAAAAGAUUGAAAUUGCCCAGGCAACUAUUCCCCUCCCAAGUGAGCCACAGUCGCCAUUGCCUACUUCAAGCACCCCCAUGCCAUCAGUGCCACCAGCACAAAGCUUUCAGUCUCCUCCAGCAAGCAGCAGCUCUGUCACAAUAACAGCAGCUCCCUUUCAGGCUAUGCAGACUGUGUUUAAAGUGAAUGCACCACUGCCUCCACGUAAAGACCAGGAAAUUAAAGAGGAUUCUUCAUAUUCAGCGGGAUAUAACCAGAGCUUCUCCACAGCAAGUACACAGACUCCUCCUCAAUGCCAGCUGCAAUCUUCUCAUGUUGCAGAACAAACCUCUCUUUCACAAGAAUCUCUGUCUUCAGCAGUGAACUAUCAACCUGAUGGAGCUGUUCCUGUCAGCAAUGGUAGCCUUGCCUUUUAUCCAGCACAGGCUAAUGUUAUUCCCAGACCCCCUCAGCCUUACCUCAACAGUCGUGGGUCUGUCAGAGGGUCUGCUAGAGGUGGAAGGUCACUGGCUAAUUCCUAUCGCCCCCCUGGUGGGUACAAAGGUUUUGAUGCUUACAGAGGUUCACCUUCGUUAACCAAUGGCAACUAUGGCCAGCUACAGUUUCCUGGUAGAGAUUAUGCUGGAAUGCCAUAUUCUCAGAGGGAUGUCAAUUACCAGCAGUGCUAUAAAAGAGGUGGGAUAAGUAGUGGUCCUCGAGCAAAUUCAAGAGCAGGGUGGAGUGACUCCUCUCAGGUGAGCAGCCCAGAACGAGACAAUGAGACCUUUAACAGUGGGGACUCUGGGCAGGGGGACUCACGCAGCAUCACGCCUGUGGACAUGCCGGUGACCAGCCAGGCCGCCACCAUCCUGCCGGUGCACGUGUACCCGCUGCCGCAGCAGAUGAGGGUCGCCUUCUCCGCCGCCCGAACGUCCAACCUGGCCCCCGGAACUCUGGACCAGCCCAUUGUGUUUGACCUGCUGCUCAAUAACCUUGGAGAAACUUUUGAUAUCCAGCUUGGGAGGUUCAACUGUCCAGUGAAUGGUACCUAUGUCUUCAUCUUCCACAUGCUGAAACUGGCUGUCAAUGUCCCUCUGUACGUGAAUCUCAUGAAGAAUGAGGAGGUCCUUGUGUCGGCCUAUGCCAAUGAUGGGGCUCCUGACCAUGAGACAGCCAGUAACCACGCGGUCCUGCAGCUCUUCCAGGGAGAUCAGAUCUGGCUACGGCUGCAUCGGGGAGCCAUCUAUGGAAGUAGCUGGAAAUACUCCACCUUUUCGGGAUACCUCCUUUAUCAGGACUAAAAUCCAGUGCAAUGUUUACAAAAGAGCUGCUCCAAACACCUUGGUGAGGGGGGUGGGACUAGCUUUGCACUUAUUACUGACUUUAUAGAGGAUAUGUGGUUCCAUUAUUGGUGGGAAAUGGUGGUCCUGUUUUGCAAGGUGAAAUCAUGGAGUUGGGGUACUGAAUCAGCACUAAUUUGGCACUUUAUCAGUUGUGAUGUAGCUUUGCUAAUAAAGCUGUGAAUGUAUAUUGUUUGCACUUACCCUAAACUGUAUUAAUGUCCAGCUUACUACACUAUUGAUUGCCUCAAGUAUGGGCUAUUCACAAUGCCUUGUUGUGCCUCAAUAAAACAAGUUAAUAUGCAUUUUA
Molecule: messenger RNA, 3808 nt
Organism: Agelaius phoeniceus (red-winged blackbird)
Lineage: Eukaryota; Metazoa; Chordata; Aves; Passeriformes; Icteridae
Gene: CAPRIN2
Product: caprin family member 2
Biological process (GO): positive regulation of canonical Wnt signaling pathway
Cellular component (GO): cytoplasm
Molecular function (GO): signaling receptor binding
Source: RefSeq, a predicted model, not a curated record